This is a messenger RNA of Brienomyrus brachyistius, 6159 nucleotides long. Its product is annotated as protein Shroom2-like. Gene Ontology annotation, molecular function: actin filament binding. Gene Ontology annotation, biological process: actin filament organization. Gene Ontology annotation, cellular component: adherens junction; apical plasma membrane; apical junction complex. The record is from RefSeq and is a predicted model, not a curated record. Lineage: Eukaryota; Metazoa; Chordata; Actinopteri; Osteoglossiformes; Mormyridae. The transcript has 12 exons. The coding region runs from base 424 to 5277 and encodes 1617 amino acids.
GCUGGCGAAACCAGGUAGCCGUCCGUGUGGAAAAGGCUCGUAGGCUUCUGGGAAAAGAGCCGUUUCGGCUUGAGCCCUGUUCGUGACGAUAGGUCGCGGAGAAACGUGAACCUGGAAAAGCGGAGAAGUGCAUGCGGUGUUGUUUCGGAUGCGGGAGUGAGUCUCCAGCCUGCGGGACAGCGAGUUUAUUGGGGAGAAAGGAGUCUGAUGUCGGAGGAACCCGAUUCCGCCUGUUGAUACAAAAGAUUUUGGGAAGGGAGGGGGACCGCCGAUCGCCGCUGUUGUGGAAGGAAGUAAUUCACCAUUUACUCCAAUGGGUCAUUGAAACUGGAGCCUUAAAAAGUCUCGGAUGUCAACGGAGUUGGACGGUUAGCUGGCUGGAUAGUUAGAUUUUCUAGGUGGAGUGAUCUGUCCUAAGAAAGGAUGGAAUCUAUGGAUCACAGGACAGAGCAUCGGCUCCCGGGAAGAGAACCGAAAACUAUCCAGGCAGUCCUGCAUCAUGACGUCCAGAUGCUGGGAGCCUCGGACCAGAGGUUCUCCGACUGCGGAGGAUGGACUUUGGUGGAGGUCCUGCUCACCGGAGGGGCGCCCUGGGGGUUCACUCUGAGAGGAGGCCGGGAACAUCAGGAGCCUCUGCUCAUCACCAAGGUGGAAGAGAACAGCUUAGCCGCUGCGGUCAAGCUCCAGGUGGGAGACGAGAUCGUCACCAUCAACGAGAUUCCUCUCAGUGGCUACAGGCAGGAGGCCAUCUGUCUGGUCAAGGGCUCCUACAAGACCCUUUCCCUGGUGGUGAGAAGGAAGGUGAAAAUGAUGGACAUUGUAGCACAGAAAAUGCCAUCAGAAAGUGACGUGCACAUGGCCAGAAGCUUUCUUACGAAGAUUUUGCGAAGUUCCAUGAGGAGGAGCGACCCUGUAGGCCGGCCUCAUUCCUGGCACUCCAGCAAGUUCACAGAGGCCCAACCAGAAGCGGUCACAGCACAGCCGACACCCACGCCGGCAUGGCACGCAAGGCACAGCACCAGUCCACAGGAGCUCUCCGCAUGCUGGGACCAGACGAACCUGCGUCGCGUGUCGGACCAGUUUAGCUCUCUAGGCAGCAUGGACAGCCUCGAGCAGUCCUCGCACCCGUUCCUGUCGGGACGCCUGUCCCUGGCGAAGUCCAGCAGCAGCGUCGACCACCUCGGCAUGAGCGGGGGCGGCUCCAAGCGUGACUCCGCCUACAGCUCAUACUCUACGGGCUCUGGCACGCCAGACUACACGCUGUCCCGCAGCACAGAGAAUGCACUGCACAAGGUGGGUCAGUGGGACUCAGGGGGACGCGUCGGCAGGAACAGCUAUGGCCUGCUGGAGGGGGGCCACCCGGAUGAGCGGCCGUUCCACUUGGCUGUGCCCCUGGGGCCGGAGGGCCACGAGGGCCCCAGGGCUGACGAGCCACCCGGCUCUCGCAGCUCCAGUUCCAGCAGGUCCAGCAUUGCCCCCGUGUGGCACGUGCCUGAAAAGAAGAAGGCCACUGCUCCCUCCCCGCCCCCCCCGCUGCCCCCCAUGCGUAGUGACAGUUUCGCCGUCACUAAGGUCCAUGAGAAAGGGCUGGCUGUCCCCUAUUCUGAAGCACCUGCACACCCCACCCAGCAGAGGGUGCCCGGGAGAGCUGUGGACAGGGACAGGGGCAUGGGUGAGGGCCACGAUGGCACCCACAGGGGCCCCCGACCGCACGAGAGAGGGUCCGAGGUGCAGAAAAGUUCCAACCUCCUCAAGCCGGACACUUUCUACUCCCACGCCAACCCAGAUGUCUAUGGCAACAGUGGAAGUCAGGUGACUUCCAACAAACUGUACUCCUUAUCCAGCAGUGACGUGCGUCUGGGCCAGCAGGGGUACUUCCACACACCCUACCACCCACGGCAGUACAGCGAUGAGAGCGCCCUCUACCCUCAGGCCAGGACCCCGUCUGCACAGUGGCAGCAGAGCACGUCCGGCUGUUACAGCAGCAUGCAGGAACUGUCGUUCAGCGGACAGGCCCAGGCUGGGGUGCCUGGCAUGGCCACUGACCGGCUCCCUGAGGGUGGAGGUCACAGCCGAUUCUACUGUGUAACAGCCCGACAGGGGGCACCGCAGUCCUUGCUGGGGAGGGCGGAAGGCUGGAUGGCUGAAGAUGUGGCCCAGAGUGUAGCGGGAGACAGAGAAUCUGUAAGCUCCCAGAAGGCAGGCAGGGCGAGGGCUCAGCAGCAGGAAAACCCGGAGGUGCAGGAUGGCAGCUGGGACUACAGGCCGGAGGACAUGCGGGAUGUCCUGGGGGAGGACAGGGGUGGCCAGAGGAGGAGUAACGGCUACACGGCAGAGGGUCACUACAUGGCGUGUUCCCCCAGCAGCUACAACGAGGAGAAGAAGCGGCAGGAGUGUCAACCAGAGACCUGGCCUCCCCCCGAAGAUGCAGCCACCCGCCUCCAGCGUACCCCCAUUCUGCACUCCCAGGAGAACACGGGCCCAGAAGCCCCAGAUCCGGUGCUGGGGAAGCAGGCGAAGCAUAACGACCGUUAUGCCACUACCCUGCGCAAUGAGAUCCAGCUGAAGAGGGCACAGCUGCAGAAGAGCAAGAGUGCGGCUACCCUGAGCGCCGCCAGCGAGGCCCCAGGGGACACAGAGCCCUGGGAGGCAUCAUGCACCCAGGCUGCCCCCUGCGACGGUUCCUUCUCCAGCACCUACAAGGACAACCUGAAGGAGGCACAGGCCAGGGUUCUGCGGGCUACGUCAUUCAGGAGGAGGGACCUGGAACCGGUUCUGCCAGAGCACGCCGGUCCUGAGCCCGUUCCUGGAUAUGUGGUACCCGGUCCAGCUCGCAGAGACAGCGGCCCGGAGCCCGUCCAGAGCCGGACUGCCUCAGGCCCAGUGUCCCGGAUAGGUGGCCGCAAACGUUUUCCACCAGAGAAGAAAGUGCGGUCCUUCUCCGAGCCAGAUAAGAUCAACGAGGUGGGUGUGGAGGAGGAUGUCCCGCCUCAGGAGCCACCUGAGUCUUUCGAGGACCGCCGCAGGGUCUUCGAGGCCAUGGGCGGAUCUGCAGCUCCCCGAUCUGGAACCAACAAAGCCCAGCCCCCCAGUGCCGCAGACGGGCCAGCUGAGAUCCAGCAUGCCGGCCGCCACCCGGACGGGACCCACGGCAGUCCCCGCCACACUGACAGCCAGGCCGUGCUGGAGAAGCAGCGGCUGGGCACUUUUGCGGAGUAUGAGGCCACCUGGAAUGGGCAGAGGAAGCCGACAGAGGCCAGGGUGACUGGGAGGUACCGUUCAGCUGAAAACAUCCUGGAUUCGGGCCUGGAGGAGCGUGGCAUGGGGUCCUACGUCCACGAGAGGUCACAGUCGUCACCUUCAGCGGAUUUCUAUGGACAGGACACCUCUGCCGUGGGGAGGAAGUCAGCAGGGGGUCCCCAGCCAGAAGAGGAGCCGGCCAGCCAGGAGAGUGCCACCCAAAGGCUGUUUGACAGGGAGCGUCACUCCUCUGCCCCAGAGGGCGAACACCGUGGGGGCGACCCAUCCCAUCAUCAGCACUCCCUGCAGGACACCGAACCACCACCUUUGCCACCGGCCCUCAAGAAGAAAGGAUCUCUGCCACAGAGGCCCCUCCCACCCCAGCUGGACAAGCACUGGCAUCCUGAGGCAGCAUCCUCUGCUGGGGAAACCCAGGAGUCUCCGCCUGUCCCUCUGGGCAGCUGCUCUGUCAGGCCUUACUCUGCUGAAGAAGCCACAUCCCCAGGUCCUGAACACGCUCCAAGCUCCUCCUCCGGGAAAGACAGUCAGCAGGGCACAAGGCACGAGGACGAGCAAGGAGCAGGACAAGGAGCAUCACCCUCCCAGCCUGAGCCAGCUCCUCCUCCCCCUGCUGCCAUCAGCUCCUCCUCUUCAUCCUCUUCCUCCCACAAAGAAGCUGCCCUGCUCAAGCCCUCCAUGGAGGGAUUCCGCUCUCUAUCCCCGCAGUUUGCCCCACAGAGGCUGACCGACAGGCCACCCGUGUCUCUGCAGGAUGAUGCCUCCAGCAGGAUGGAGAAUGCGGUGGAGGGCGGAGCUACGGUGAAGAAGGUGCCCAUCAAGAUUGUCCAUGCAGAGAGCAGUUCAGAGAAGGAGACCCGGCGGUUCCUGAUGCCCAGCGAGGUUGCUCCGGUUGCCGGGGGGCCUGGGGCCCCCGAUAGCCCUCCGCUGGGCCCCCGCGGCCCCUCUGAGCUAUCCUACUCGCCGUUUUGCGCUUACACACGUCAGAAGGACAACCAGCCUCAGAUGGAGCCUAAGUGGGAGGAACCUGCAGAUGCGGGCCCCCCAGGGGCCCCUCAGGAAGGCUCUCAUAAUGGGGGCCCACCUGAUGGCCCACUGGAGGAGGACAGGAAACGGGAGGAGCUAACCCGGGACAUUGUGGGUCGGGACAAAUCCCUGGCUGAUAUCCUGAACCAGACCAAGAUGAAGACCACCAUGGACCUGAUGGAGGGCAUCUUCCCUCAGGGGGAGCAGCUGGUGGAGGAGGCCCAGCAGCGCCGGAAAGUGGCCCCCAAACAGGCUCCCCGGAGGAGCGCGGAGGAGAGGCAAGAUGAGGACAGCUUGGUGGCCGCCGUUCCCAUGGUAACAAGCUCCUCCUACUACAGCACAUCAGCCCCCAAAGCAGAACUGUUGAUCAAGAUGAAAGACAUGCAGGAGGAGAUUCAGGAGCAGGACUCCGAGGACGAGCUGGACGUGGACCUGGCCAACAAGAAGCACGAGCUGAUCGACAGCCUGAGCAAGAAGCUGGCAGUGCUGCGGGAUGCGAGGGAAAGUCUGCAGGAGGAUGUGCAGGCCAACAACGUGCUGGGUGAGGAGGUGGAGCUGACGGUGCAGCACGUCUGCAAGCCCAAUGAGCUAGACAAGUUCCGCAUGUUUGUGGGAGAUCUGGACAAGGUGGUCAGCCUGCUGCUGUCACUGUCCGGCCGGCUGGCCAGGGUGGAGAAUGCCCUCAACAGUCUGGAGGAGGGGGCGGCAGCCGAGGAGAAGCGCACCCUAGAGGAGAAGAGGAAGCUGCUCAUUCGACAGCACGACGAUGCCAAAGAGCUGAAAGAGAACCUGGACCGGCGGGAGAGCGUCGUCUAUAACAUCCUGGCCAACUGUCUGAGUGAGGAGCACCUGGCCGACUACGAGCACUUCGUCAAGAUGAAGUCGGCGCUCAUUAUCGAGCAGCGCAAGCUGGAGGACAAGAUCAAGCUGGGGGAGGAGCAACUCAAGUGUCUGACGGAUAGCCUGCCACUGGAGCAGAGGAGGCCCUUCUGAGGACAGAGUGGAAUUUGCCACUGCAGUGAGACCUCCAGUGCACCAGGUGGCAGCAGAGAAGAUGAGCACGAAAAGAGAAAGCCUCCCCUCUCAGCUUUAUCUUGCAGAGGGACUGUGCAAAGGCUUGCAGACGUUAUUACAAAGAAUGAAGCGUUGGACAGGGAACCGUGUACCACACUCGGGGAUUCUUUUUUUAAGAUAUAUUUUAUUCAGUGGUGUUUGAGACCCCAAGCUUUCACUGUGGAUAUUGACCUCACAGUGACUUAUAGUCUGGAGUGAUGCAUUAUCUCCUAUUUCAAUAGCCAUCGGUCAAUAAUCUAAGUGUUAGUAAUUUAUUGUAGGCUUUUGAAUAAACCCAAUGAACUUGAAUAGGGCAAUUUUCAAAAGCUAUAACCAUGUUUAGCAAUGUUACUAGUCUUAUCAUGCAUUUAAAUGUCAGAGCAUUCCUUGGGUUUGGUCCAGUCAGUACACAGGUCUGAAAUGAUUCCAUCUUAUUCCUCAGGCCCACAUGAGCUGGUGUUUUUUGCUUUCGGUGCUAAGGAGCUCAUAGCCCGGCUGGGUUUUGUUUAAUUAGGACAGUGGUUCCCAAACUGCACACCUGACUUUACUCCUUAUAAAGCUCUCAGGUAGCUGGUUCAGGAAUACAGGUGGUGGACUGUCAUUGGGGGGGGGGGGGUGCACUAAAUUAGGCAAAUGGUUUGAUUGUGCCUGAAAUAGUGUGGCCGUCUGAGAUGUCUGAGGCAGGUACUUACAUUUCAAAGGUGUUUUUUUGCAGAUAUUGUACAUGACGCUUAAAGCAUCCUUCUGAUUUUGUGUUUCAUCCCAUUAAAAGUAGCUCUGUUCAUUUUGAAUAAUUUAUUAAUAAAACCCUAUUUAUGCCAA